GUCAGGCCAACACUCCUCUCUUCUCUUCAGCCUUGGUUUUUCUCUUCCUUCUCAGGUUCUAUCCCUUGAUAAGAUGUGUCGCUUCUUGAUCUACAAAGGCACGGAGCCCAUCCAACUCUGUCACCUGCUCACUCGGCCUGCCCACUCCAUUAUUAAUCAAGCCUUUGACUCUCGUCUACGUCUGGAUACCCGCAGACCCAUCAACGGUGAUGGUUUUGGGGUUGGAUGGUAUGACAAAGAGGUGGAUGAAGAAAUGGGACGGCAACCAUGCAUCUUCACCAGUGUGACACCUGCCUGGAACAAUAUUAACUUGAUCCGCUUGGCAGAGAAGAUCAAGUCCCCCUUAGUCUUCGCGCACGUAAGGGCAACGACUGCCGGCACCUUGUCCCUGGACAAUUGUCACCCAUUCCAAUUCAAACAACUGAUGUGGAUGCAUAACGGCGAGCUGGCAGGCUUCAUUAAAUACAAGCGACGACUCCAAUCUUCCGUCCCUGACGAGAUAUACGAGAAGGUGCUUGGCAAUACUGAUUCAGAAUGGGCAUUCGCGCUAUUCCUUUCCCUGUUGUCCGAUAUCAACGCGACAUCCUUCACCUACAAGGAACUACAGAAGACCAUGCUCGCCACCAUCGCGAAGCUCAACGAAAUCGCGCGCGAGGCAGGCGUGACGGAGCCGAGUCUGAUGAACUUCGCCGUGACGGACGGAGCGACCGUUGUAGCAACCCGGUACAUUUCAAGCAAGACGGAAGAGGCAGCCUCGCUUUACUUCUCGAGCGGCACAACCUUCUCGGAGACGUCACGGGGCCACUACAAGAUGUCGAAACGCGACAAGCGGGAAGACAUCGUCGUGAUCGCGAGUGAGCCACUCACAUUCGAGAAGGCGGACUGGCUCGAGCUCAAGACCAAUACGCUCAUUGUCAUCACACCGAAGAUGAACCUUCUUCAAAUCCCUAUUGUGGACGAGUUCCAUGUCCCUCCAGCGGAUGCUGUCCUCCACAGGCGGGCGACCAGCUUUGUGCAGGAGAAAGGGCUGCUCAGCCCUAGGUUGGUCGCGAUGACCGCUGGCAUCGGCGAUCUCUCACUCGCACCCAUCGAGAUGACAGCCCCUGCCCAAAAUGUGCCAUUCGUGGCAUGAAUGUUUGUAUAUGACUGGUCUCGAUUACGCUAUAGUGUGCAUAUUAUUGUAACCACAGCUCGCACUGUAGUAUAAUCCAUGGUCUAUUUGUUCUUGGUAGCUUUGUACGAGAACCUCUUUCGUGUAUGGGCAAAUUCGCCGAGCUUAUGCCCUACCAUCUCGUCGGUGACUGUCAAAGGGAUGUAAUCCUUGCCAUUGUGGAUCUCGAAUCGAACACCGACAAAGUUCGGCAGGAUGGUGCAGCUUCGUGCCUGCGUCCGAAUGGCAGUACCGUUCUGGAGGGACUCCCUCAGAUUGGGAAAGGCGACAAAGUAUGGGCCUUUCCAUGCUGCUCGCCUUCCUAGGCGAACGGCUGUAGGCAGC
Molecule: messenger RNA, 1495 nt
Organism: Dacryopinax primogenitus
Lineage: Eukaryota; Fungi; Basidiomycota; Dacrymycetes; Dacrymycetales; Dacrymycetaceae
Product: glutamine amidotransferase
Exons: 12
Coding region: 74-1132 (352 amino acids)
Source: RefSeq, a predicted model, not a curated record